AUGGCAGCACACAGCCACGACGAGAACCGAUUUUAUCACACACUCUUCGCCAAGCGCUGUCUGCUCCAGCUGCUGCUCUCCCUCGCAAUCUUCUUCACCCCCAUCGCCUGGGCGACUGCUUCAGACAAAUCUCUCUUCUCCCUUGGUCUUGCCCUCGCCGGCUCUGCUCUCUUUUACCUGCUGCUGCCGUGGGACCUCAUCCCCAACUGGCUGCCAUUCAUUGGCUGGGUUGAUAAUUUCUUUGCGCUGCUUAUGCUCUUUGGUGGAGGGCUUCUGGCUGGAGUUGGGCUGGCUGUGUCCAUGGAGGAUUGA
Molecule: messenger RNA, 312 nt
Organism: Closterium sp. Naga37s-1
Lineage: Eukaryota; Viridiplantae; Streptophyta; Zygnematophyceae; Desmidiales; Closteriaceae
Source: the annotation of a GenBank genome assembly